Messenger RNA from Hemisphaericaspora subhashii, 1293 nucleotides. RefSeq names its product pseudouridine synthase. NCBI's taxonomy places the organism in Eukaryota, Fungi, Ascomycota, Pichiomycetes, Serinales, Debaryomycetaceae. The transcript has a single exon. Bases 1 to 1293 code for a protein of 430 amino acids. Gene Ontology annotation, cellular component: nucleus; cytoplasm. Gene Ontology annotation, biological process: mRNA pseudouridine synthesis; tRNA pseudouridine synthesis. Gene Ontology annotation, molecular function: pseudouridine synthase activity; RNA binding. The record is from RefSeq and is a predicted model, not a curated record.
AUGGUAAAAAGAUCACUCUCAUCAACAUCUCCUGUUCCACCAGCCAUGGCAUCAAUCGAUUAUUCAUCAUGGACAAAAGAACAACUAAUCGCCAAAAUCAACCAACUUGAAUCCUCCACCACCACCACUACAGAACCGGCCCCUCCUACUAAGAAGCAAAAGCAAAAGAAGCGAGAAUUCGAUUGGAGCAAACACAACCAAAGAUUCAUCGCCUUAAGAUUCGCCUACCUCGGUUGGAAUUAUAACGGAUUAGCAUAUCAAUAUGAACCAACUGCAUUACCGACCGUGGAGGAAACCUUGCUUGAAGCAUUAUCAAAAUCAAAAUUAAUAAAAGAACCAAGUUUAGAAUGUUGUAAAUUUUCACGAUGUGGUAGAACCGAUAAAGGAGUCAGUGCCAUGAAUCAAGUCAUUUCCCUAAAUGUUAGAUCUAACUUAUCUCCUGAACAACAACAAGAUGCUAACAAUGAUAAGGAUGAAUUGAAUUAUAUGAGGAUAUUGAAUUCCUUGUUGCCAAUGGACAUAAGAGUGACUGCGGUAUGCUUGAGACCUCCCGAAAAGUUCGAUGCCAGAUUCAGUUGUAAGUAUCGUCAUUAUCGAUAUAUUUUCCAAAAACGAGAUCUUGAUAUUGAAAUCAUGGACCAAGCAGCAAGAUUAUAUGAAGGUGUUCAUGAUUUUAGAAAUUUUUGUAAAAUAGAUGGAUCAAAACAGAUUACGAAUUAUGUUCGAGAUAUUCAUCAUUCAAGAAUCAUUCAUUUAAAAGAUGAUUAUUACUGUUUUGAUCUAAAAGGGAGUGCAUUCCUUUGGCAUCAAGUUAGAUGUAUGGUUGCUAUUCUAUUCUUGGUUGCCCAGAAAUUGGAAUCAAUACUGAUAAUUGAAGACUUAACUAAUGUGGAGAAAUUCCCCAGGAAACCUGUAUAUGAAAUGGCAAAUGAAGUUCCUUUGGUAUUGUAUGAUUGUGAAUAUGAAGAAAUGGAAUGGAUAAAAUAUAACAAAGAUGCGGGUCGUUCAUUUAGUUUAUUGUUUAAUAAAUUCCCCAACUUGACAUAUGAUACUCAAAUUAAAAGUGAAAUGACAAAAAUUAUGGAGCAUUUUGUUUUGGAAGAUGUGAAACCACCAAUAGCCACUUUAGAAGGUGGAAGAAUGCAUCUUGGUGACGGUUUGGGACGGAAUUAUACGCAAUAUGUUCCAUUAUCAGAAAGACAUCUUAAUGACACAUUUGAAGUGAUUAAUGAAAGACAUAAAGAAAAGAAACGUAGGGCAAAGUCUGCUACAACAGAACAAUCGCCAGAGUAG